Messenger RNA from Gossypium arboreum, 2364 nucleotides. Its product is annotated as disease resistance protein At4g27190-like. The transcript is spliced from 2 exons. Lineage: Eukaryota; Viridiplantae; Streptophyta; Magnoliopsida; Malvales; Malvaceae. The record is from RefSeq and is a predicted model, not a curated record. Bases 543 to 2204 code for a protein of 553 amino acids. Gene Ontology annotation, molecular function: ADP binding.
AAGCAACCUUUUGAACACUUAUCCUCCUCAGCUCUCUCUUUAUCUUUUUAUCUUUUUUUGCUCUUCGCCUCUUUAGAUAAACCAGCCUCCAUUGAGCCACUACACCCUGCUCCUUAUUAAAUAUUUUAGCAACAUUAUUAUUAUUGUAAAAAUUAUUUUGUAUUUUAUGUUUAUUGAAUUUUAUUUCUAGGGUCACUUUAACCCAGGUUAAACUCUUAAAUUAAAUUACAAAAUGUAACAAAAAAAAAUAUGUAUUACUCCAUCAGCACUUUAUUGCAAAUUUGGAAAUUUGAUUCACAACUUCAAUUGUUUUGGUUUCAGAUUUAAAGUUGGAGCAUUUUGUGUGAAGCAAGGAGACCUACCUUUCAACUCUGCUUUUUUAAAACAUUCCCUAUAUUAUAUCUUCAUCUUCAUCUCAAGUGGUAAGCUUCAACUUUUUCGUCACCAUCUUUCAUUUCUUUUUGUGGUUCCCGUGAACUGUAUAUUGUCUACCAUUUUGCUUAAGCUUAGCAGAAUUGUUGUUUCAAUUCAGAUUCACGACAAUGGCGGGAGAGUUCUUCUCGGGUGCUGCUUCUAAUGCCAUAGGAACACUGAUGGUUGACUAUUUGGUGAAGCCAAUAGAACGUCGUCUUCGCUACUUAUUUCGUUUCCAUAAGUUAAUUGAUGACCUCCACCAACAGCAAAACAAUCUGAAUAGAGAACAAACUCGAGUUGAAGAAGACGUUAAGGAGGCAAAAUUGCAGAUUCAAACUCAAGUAAUUGAGGACUAUAUAGGUGAAUGGUUGACAAAUGUAGAAAACGCCUUGAAAGAUGUACAGAAUUUGGACAGCAGAGUUGAAGAAAAUAAGAGAUGCUUCAGUUUGUGUCCUAAUUGGUGUUGGCGAUAUCAAUUAGGCAAGGAGAUUGAGAAGAAGAUAGUGUAUAUCAGCAAACUUGUAGAGGACUCCCAUUUUAAAAGAAUCGGCCAUCGUGCGGAGCUUCCUGGUUUAGAAUUCUUCACAUCUAAAGAUAUUUUGGCUUCCAAAUCUUCAACUAAUGCAUUCAACAAGAUCAGGGAAGCAUUAGAGGAUGACAAAGUUAACAUGAUCGGAGUGUGGGGGAUGGGAGGGGUGGGCAAAACCACCUUAGUCAAAGAAGUCGGUAAAAAAACCAAAGAAUCAGGAUGUUUUCGUAAAGUUAUUGAAGUUGUUGUGUCCCAAAAUUCAAUCAUUGAAAAUAUUCAAGAUAAAAUAGCAGAUUUCUUGGACUCACAGUUCGAGAAAAAAACUAAAGAAGGGAGAGCAGGGGAAUUAUGGCUUCAAUUGGAAAAAGAAGAAAAGGUCCUCAUAAUCCUUGAUGAUAUGUGGAAUGAGGUCCACUUGAAAGAGAUAGGCAUUCCGCUAAAUGAAAAUGGGAAGGGAUGUAAAAUCAUUUUGACAACACGUCGCAAGACAGUAUGCGAAUCCAUGGAAUGUCAAGUUAUUAUUCCGAUGGAUGUUUUGGAAAGUGAUGAAGCAUGGGCUCUAUUUAGAAUGAAAGCUAAGCUUAAUGAAAGAGUUCCAAGGGAUAUUCUUCAGGAGGCUCAGAAAGUUGCAAAAGAAUGCAAGGGUCUACCGGUAGCGAUUGUAACGCUAGCAGCGGCUCUAAAAAGUACAAAGACAAGUAAAGGAUGGGAAGUGGCCGGCAAGAAACUUGAACGCAGUAAAUUAGUGGAAAUCGGUAACAUUGGAGAAGAAGAAAAAAAUGCCUACUUGUGUAUCAAGAUGAGUUAUGAAUACUUGAAGAAGGAGACGAACAAGAAAUGCUUCUUUUUGUGUGGUUUAUAUCCAGAGGAUCAUUCAAUUAAAGUGGAAGAUUUGGUGCGAUAUGCUUGGGGUUUGGAGUUAUUUGGCAAGGCUGACUUAAUUGGAGAAGUGAGGAUUCAAGUUUUGGAAGCCAUUGAUUACCUCAAAGAUUCUUGCUUGCUGUUAGAAGAUGAAGUUGAAGAUGAAGAUGGAGAUGGUGGAAGGUACGUUAAGUUACAUGACAUAGUUCGUGAUGUUACUCUAUGGAUUGCAUCAGAAGAAAAAAGUGAUUUUAUGAUCAAAUCUAGAUUGGAGUUACUAAAUAAAAGCUCUGAAUCUUGUGAAGGAAUCUCAUUGUUGGACAGUGAAGAGAAAAAUUUUCCUGAUAGAUUGAUUCUUUCGAAGCUUGAGAUCCUAUUGCUUAAGAAUUGUAAUGUAUAAGGUACAUGUUUUCUAGGAAUGAGAGAACUGAAAGUUUUAAGUCUUACAGUUGCAUAUGAUUAUACGGGGGUUAUUUCCUUAUAUGCUCUUUCGUCCUUGAAAAAACUUCGUGCUCUACAUUUGGAGAAUUUUGAGGACUUUUCGUUCCUUGGAAACUUAA